UUUAUGAGCUCUAGAGAGUUCUAAAAACCACGCACGAUGUGCGCACUUGUUAAACUUAAAAUAAUAUUUAUUACAAUAUGUUUAUUUAUUCAUUCAUUUUGUGUGGUGGAAACGAAAAAGAUGUAUCCAAAAAUCCAAGACUUAGUUUCUUUUUCCGAAGAAGAAAAAACAGAUUUCAUCAACCGGAUAGCCAAAAAUAUUAAACCUUAUUUAGACAUAGAACAAUUCAGAAGCAAUGUAAUGUUGUUUAGGCAACAGAUCAGAGGUAACAUGGAGGAUCCAGUAGUUUUAGAAGGAGAACCGCUUUUGAAUAGACGAGUGAUGGUUUUUAAAAAAGACAAAUUCGGUGCCUAUGCCACUGCGACCGGUCUGCAGGUUCGAACUAAAAUCUUAGACUGCAUGUUACAGAUCGUAUACAUGGCUAAGCACUAUUUGAAACUUUUUGAAAGAAAAGAGUAUGUCGAUAAGACUUCAAAUGCUUACCGCAUCGGGGUGAUCGCUAGAAAACUGCGGAUGAUGUACAAGAAAGCAAUUAGGAUUCUGGAAAUCUUAAAUAUAAGGCAGAAGAAAGAUACGUGGGUUAAGUACGAAACUACUGCGCCUGCGUUAACAUUGCACCAUAAGGUGGCAAAGAUUCACGUCGACUUUCUUUACUUCUACGAAGUACUGAAGAGGUUACACUAUAAGAUUAGGCAGUUGAGUAAACUUCCUAGAGAGAAGCCGCCGCAUAAGAAUAGUCCACAGGUUUGGUGAUGGAAUAUAUAAUUUUGGUGGUGAAA
Leguminivora glycinivorella is the source of this 779-nucleotide messenger RNA. RefSeq lists its product as uncharacterized. The transcript is spliced from 2 exons. The record is from RefSeq and is a predicted model, not a curated record. The coding region runs from base 37 to 753 and encodes 238 amino acids. Lineage: Eukaryota; Metazoa; Arthropoda; Insecta; Lepidoptera; Tortricidae.